Lytechinus pictus (painted urchin) is the source of this 4781-nucleotide messenger RNA. Its product is annotated as kelch-like protein 2. Gene Ontology annotation, molecular function: protein binding. NCBI's taxonomy places the organism in Eukaryota, Metazoa, Echinodermata, Echinoidea, Temnopleuroida, Toxopneustidae. The transcript has 2 exons. The record is from RefSeq and is a predicted model, not a curated record. Bases 345 to 2273 code for a protein of 642 amino acids.
UACUUGAUAUUGGAACCCGAAAAUUUUGUCCAUUUAUCAUCUGGAAACAAUUUUAUGACAUUUAGUUUGAAAAUGAUUAAAUUGAUGUCUAGUCUAAUCUAAUGGAAUCAUUUGAUUUCGACUUGAUUUAUUUAUAUUGUAUUGAUCUAAUAUAAGCAGGGAGUGACUGCAUGAGCUUCGGUGUUCUACCACCGUGUACAGGCCAAUUGUUACCAAGAUACUGUAAACAGGUGGCGCUCUUCACCCUAUGUUUUCUGGCUGUUACAACUUGGUUUAUAGGCUAGCUAGGCUGUGUGGAAUAGUGGAGUUUUCGAAGAUUUUGGAUAUCAUUUGAGUGAUCUACCAUGGCAGAAGGAGAAACACUAUGCAAGAAUCUGGAGUGUGAUCCAGAUGUUGAGGAUAUGGGAGAUGGUAGUUUGCCUGAUAAUGAGCCAAGUAAUUUGAACGACAUCCAGGUUACUGACCUUGAAGAGACUCAUCAGAAUACCAUUACUUUGCAUCAACAGAAUGUAUGUAAUAGCUCCAAAGAUACAGGUGGAUUGAGAACUGAAGAGUUAACCUGCAAGGAGGAAGACAUCCAGAUAAAGAAGUACCAGUAUCCACAUAAAUCAAGUGAGCUCUUGGGAGAACUGAAUGACUUCCGCCUUGCAGGAAAGCUUGUGGAUGUAACACUGGUGUCUUCUGAUGAAAGAGAGUUCCCUUGUCACAGAGCAGUCCUUGCUGCCAGCAGUCCUUACUUUGGUGCAAUGUUCACGGAUGAUCUCCAGGAGAGUCGUAGUGAUCGUAUUGAACUGACCAACAUCAAAGGUACUGCUUUAGACUCUAUCAUCAAUGCAGUUUAUAGAUGUAAAGUUAAUAUCAGCCGUGAUUUAGUACAAGACCUUCUCGCUACAGCACACUUCUUGAACUAUCCCGAUAUCAUACAAUCUUGCUGUCAGUUCUUGGAAGAUUCUCUUACACCACAGAAUUGUCUAGGAAUCAUUCAGCUAGCUGAAACUUACCUCUGUGAUGAUCUUUGGACCCAGGCUUGGAAUUAUGCUCUAACUAACUUUAGAAAUGUUUCAUCCUGCAAGGAGUUUCUACAGUCAAAGGCAUUGGUCUUGGAACGCCUUGUUAGUAGCAAUGAAUUAAAUGUUUUGAAAGAGGAUGAGGUGCUAGCAGCUGUACUUCAGUGGGCCUUAAGUGAUCAAAUGCAUAUUGACUCUUUGCCAUCAGUUCUUGCAAAAGUGAGACUUCCACUAGUGAGCAAUCAAUAUUUAACUCAAACUAUGAAUUCAUACCAAUUCCUGCAUGGCAAUGGAAAGUGUCUGUCGCUGAUCAGAGAUGCCCAGAACCUCAAAGAACUUGCUAGAAAUCAGAGUCGUCGCGAUCAUCCCCUCCUGAAACCAAGAAAUUCCAUGAGGACUGAGGUACUGGUAGUAGUUGGUGGGAUGGUAGACAAUAGAGAAUGGAUUACCGAUGUAUCUUGCUUCAACCCAAAGGCUAACCAAUGGUCACCCAUGGCUAACCUUCCAUUUGACCACUCUGACUAUGCAGCUGCCAGCAUUGAUGAUGCUAUUUAUGUUUCUGGUGGAUUUCAUCGCACCAAAGGAAAUAUCUCAGAGGUAUGGCGUUAUGAUGAGGUACAUGAUAGAUGGUCGAGGGUUCAAGACCUGAUACUGCCUCGUUUCAAUCACACAUCAAUCGGACACGAUCACCAUAUUUAUGUGCUAGGUGGAGAAGAUGCCGAUAGCUCACUAACUGAGAUUGAGAGAUACUCACCGGCAUUGGACAAAUGGGACAUCAUAGGCUCUGUCAGUCCAACUGGAAGUGGUAUGGCUGUUGUAGCCAUUGGCCAAAAACUCUACAUCAUUGGAUGGUUGACUAAUGUGAGAUUGAUGUGUGUUGUACAGUGUUUUGAUCUGGAGACCGCUGAAUGCUCCACCAUCCCCAGCUCUGGACUAAACCGUCAACUCUUCCCAGCCGUUGCCCUCAAUGACUCUAUCUUCAUCCUGGGUGGUAAUCGCAUGAAGGAAGUGGCCAUCUAUGAUCCAGAGACUUUCAUUUCCACAAAGGUGGAGUCAAUGAAAUUUAAAAGGAAUACGCCUAGUGCCACAGUAGUUGGAGGGAAGAUCUAUGUGACUGGUGGUGAGUUGAGGCAGCAUGUAGCUAAAGUGGAGGCUUAUGAUCCUGACCUGGAUCUUUGGGACACUCUAGAACCCAUGCCACAUGCUGUUUGCUUUCAUGGAUGUGCUAUGAUCAAGAGGUAUCUAGGUCCACCAUAUUAUCCAUGACGCUCUAAAUAUUCUGGCUGAGUGCUUGGAAAAAAAAUUGCUAUAAAAGAUUUCCUGUAAUCUUUGCACAAAUGAUAGGGUGGAUAACUGAAAGGUAGAUAUGUAUACAGGUGAAAAGUGUCAAAGUCAAAUCAGGAUAACUCUUGGCCUCUCAGAUUGUUUCAUUAGCAAUUAUUUGCAAAGAGUAAAAUUAUAUCUCUUUUGGCAGAAAUUGUGAUUUUGAGGGGUAGAAUAUUUUUAGCAAUUUUGUUUUGAAAUGCAUCAUUUUAUUAAGUUUUUGUAAGAGUUGUGGUCAAACACUUGAUACCUUCAAAACAUGAGGAGCAAUCUUGUGUGUUCCUAACUCUGCAACUCACUGUGAUUCAAUUUUGGUAAAAAAAAUACAGGUGUUUAGUGAAAUGAUUUUAACAAAUCAAUUUUUUAUUAGAUUAUAGUUCUGAACAAUAACAUGUAUACCCUUGUAUAUGAAUUUGAAAUAAUGGCAAAAUCACUUUAAGAUUGAGACAAGGACCAGUGGCAUAAUGUGCCAAAAUAUUUGAGGGGGCAAAACAUGCAAAUGGGGUGAUCUUUUUGAAAAUAUGUGAGAAAGUGAAAAUUUUGAUCUUUUUAUAAUGAAAAUAUAAUUUUGGAAUAUAUUUUAACAUGUGAGAAAACUUUCUUAUUUCACCUGUUUUUCCCCUCUUUCUUAUUCUUCUUUCCCUUUACCAUUUUUGGGGGUCUUGAUUGUGGGUUUCGGGGGUUGAAGCAUCCCAAGACUUCCCUUCACAUCUAUAAACGAGUAACAAGCAUGUGACUACUGUGACCUCACUAUGUUAAGGGAAUGAAUGUAGGCCUUUUUUCAAACAAGAAAGCCCAUGAUUUUCUUUUCAGAUCUUGGUCAGCAAAAAUCCGAAACCCAACAAAGAAUUUGCAAAGGAUGCAAAUGACGGGGGGGGGGGGGGGGGGGGGAAAUAGCAGUCCAAAUAUUAGAAAAAUCUCUUGCAUCAAUCAAGUCAUGAAUCUAUUCUUGUGCAGUUUGUGCAAAGAAGAUUUUGCAUUUUUUGACCAUGUUUUGGGGGUAAUUUCUUUGCUUUUAUUUGACCAAGACUGGUAUGUCAAAAUAAUAGAGAAGGAACGCUGGGCCAAAUAAGCAGGUAAUAAAAUCUGGCAAAACCCAGAGCUGUUGGUUAAGCAGGAAAUGCUUUCCUUGAUAUUUCCAAGUGAUAAUGGUGAAGAAAAAUCUAGUGGAAAAAUAAAAAUUUAGUUCUCACAAACCUAUAUAACUUCAACCAUCCUAACAUAGCAUGACAUCACCAACUUUAAAAUGAAGAAAAGCACAAUUAAGCUGCAUUUGAAGCUAAUAUAAGUUUUUCUCAAGCAAAAUUCUUAGCUGACAAGCAGUGAAAAUGUGUAAAAAAAUCAGUUACUGUAUUUUUUCCAGCUUCACUUUUCGCUUCAUUCAGGGUCUUUAUUGUUUAGACUGUUGUUAAGUUACACAACAUUCUGGACAAAUUUGUAAGUAAUAAAUUUAAUACAAAAGAAGGAGUUUUUGCUCUGUGACAUAGAGAGGAUUCAAGAACACAGUGAAUGUAUUGAAAAUGCCCACCAAAUAACAAAAAACAGCUGAGUGGUCUUUGUCAAAAAUUGGUGAACCUGAAUAGCAGUUUUGUCCUAAGUUUUGGGAUCUUAUGAAAAAUUGUAAAUGUGUUGUUUGUCCAGAUAGAGUCAUGGACUUGCUAACCUGCUGUUUUAAUUCACCAAUAUUGGACAAAGACUUCUUGAAUCCUCUGUACGUUGUAGUGCAAAAUUUCCCUACUGAUAGGCUAGUCCCUGAAAUUUCUUGCCCAACAAGAAAACAAGUUUGUUAUUAAUCUCUGAGAGUUAAUAAAAUUAAUUUCUUUGUGUUGCCAAUUAUGUUCUUCAUUGCAAAUUCAGUGUUGUUUAGUGACGACACUUACAGGUUAGGGUGAAAAGGAAGAGUUUGAGAGAGCAAAGCAUAAAUGAACCUUGAGGGGAAGAGAUGUAGAAAGAGAGUGAGAGGCAUCCAGAGUGGAAGGAUGGGGAGAGCAAGAGAAAGAUGACAAGAUAGAAGGUAAAAGACAAUGAAAGAGAGGGGGUGAGACUGCAAGAUACACAGAGCAAGAGAGACUGUGAGAAAAAUGCACGAGGAGGGGUGGUGACAACAUUUGCCCCUGCGUCAAUUGCUCCGGUCUUAAUAUCUCAGGAGGCAUAGGAUUAGAGUUAGGAUUGUAAGAGUUUUUAGUUCAGAAUAAUGUAAAGAUUGUGAAUAUGGUUUAUUUAGUAUUGGAGGUUAGGUUUUGUUUCACUUAAUGUGCAGAUUUCCAUUGGAGCAAUUGUCGAUGGCACAGAUGUCAUGGAACCAGAGGGGCAGGGAGGGGAUAGAAGGACGGUGAGAGAGGGGGAAGGAUACAGAAAGCUAGAGAUACAUUUAUUCCACACUUUUAUGGAGUCUUCUGCCUACUCACAUUGGGUAGGUUAAUUUUAAUACUUCUCGUAUAAAUGUCAAAA